AGCUGAGCCUCCCCCGGGCAAGCUGGUGCCAGGGGAAGCCAGUGGGCCAGCUCCCCAGAGGGCGUACACUGGCGUAGCCGCACUGAAGUCUUUGGAUUUACACCAGCCGAGGAUCCAGCCCCUGUGGUUUACGAUCCUGAGCCGGGAAAGUCUCCCCGGUCCUGCCCCAGAUUCCAGUGCAGUUUAACGUCUCCGCAGUUGAGGCAGCCGGAGCUGUUGCUGACGGGGAAAGGGCUGAGUGCCCAGUGGGGGAGCAGCAAGGCUGGGGGUGCUGCGCUGCGUCUCCCUUCCACGGAGAGCCCCAGCAAGCCCCGGCUCGUCCAUGCAGCGGGCGAGGGAGCGAGCGUCCCUGUGCCAGACCCGAGCAGCGAGGGGGGCUUGCUUCGUAUUUCAGUAUCUGCUGAGCCAGACAGUUGUUUAAUUUCCCAGGCAGGGACGGGAGGGGAAUGGAAAGUUUCCCUGGGAGCGAGAGCGCUGUGUUUGCAAUGCGCUUCCUGCUUUGUACCAAACGGACAGUUUGUCUUCUCUGAAUGGGACCCGGGGAGACGGCGCUGUGAGACCCUCAGGAAACGGAGCCGCGUAGCAACGUCCCGCCGGCCCCCCGGUCACGCUCGUUCACCUUCAGCCAGAGCACAGCGCGGAGCCAGAGCGAGAGAGGGGCAGGCAGCCUCCAUAGAGCUUCUGCGCACAAUCAAACUGAUGGCCUGAAAGUGACGGCAGCGGCCCCCGCGCCCCCUCUCUGCCAGCCUGGGCCCCGCUGUGGGCAGGGGAGCCCUCAAAGUGAUUUUCCGGGGGGAGAGUUUUCAACAGGAGGGUGAAGGCCUGCCUGAGCCUCUUGUGCAUGUGGCCCCCCACACACGCUAAUUUGUGGCUCCGAAAUGCUGAACCCGAAGCAUGGCUCCCCGGGGGCCUCCCCCAGUGCCUCCCCCUGCAGCUCCCCCCGCAACUCGCCCAUCCUCUUCAGGAAACUCAUGAUGAACCAGAGCAUCCGCAUGCAGCGGCGUUUUACCGUGGCUCACCCCCUCUGCUUUGACAUUGAAAAUGGCCUUUCAUCGGGGAGGAGCCCGCUGGACCCCCAAGCCAGCCCCGGCUCUGGCCUGGUCCUGCAGGGGAACGUCCCUCACAGCCAGCGGCGGGAGUCCUUCCUCUACCGCUCCGACAGCGACUAUGAUCUGUCUCCCAAAGCCAUGUCCCGGAACUCCUCCAUCGCCAGCGACCUGCAUGGAGAAGACAUGAUCGUCACGCCCUUCGCGCAGGUCCUGGCCAGCCUGCGCACCGUCAGGAGCAACUUUGCCAUGCUGACGCAUCUGCAGGACCGCGUGGCUAGCAAGAGAACUUCUAGCAGCAACCCACCCUCUGUGUGCAAGGCCAGCCUGUCGGAGGAUGCCUGUCAGAAGCUGGCAAUCGAGACCCUGGAAGAGCUGGACUGGUGCUUGGACCAGCUGGAGACCCUGCAGACCAGGCAUUCUGUCAGCGAGAUGGCCUCCAACAAGUUUAAAAGGAUGCUGAAUAGGGAACUGACGCACCUAUCCGAAACCAGCCGCUCUGGCAACCAGGUGUCUGAAUACAUCUCCAGCACCUUCCUGGACAAGCAGCAUGAGGUGGAAAUUCCCUCCCCCACGCCCAAGGAGAAGGAGGCGGAGAAGACGACGCGCCCCAUGGCCCAGAUCAGCGGCCUGAAGAAACUGACGCACAGCUCCAGCUUCAUCAGCUCCAGCAUCCCUCGCUUCGGGGUCAAGACGGACCAGGAAGGGCUCCUGGCCAAGGAACUCAAAGAUACAAACAAAUGGGGUCUUGACAUGUUUAAAAUCACCGAGUAUUCUGGCAACCGCCCGCUUACGGUCGUCAUGUACAGCAUCUUCCAGGAGCGGGACCUGAUGAAGACCUUCAGCAUCCCAGCCGACACCUUCAUCACCUAUCUGAUGACCCUGGAGGACCAUUACCAUGCCGACGUAGCCUAUCACAACAAUAUCCACGCCGCAGACGUGGUCCAGUCCACGCACGUGCUGCUGUCCACGCCGGCUCUGGAGGCUGUGUUCACGGACCUGGAGGUCAUGGCUGCCAUCUUCGCCAGCGCCAUCCAUGACGUUGACCACCCAGGCGUGUCAAACCAGUUCCUGAUCAACACCAACUCGGAGCUGGCUCUGAUGUACAACGACGUCUCUGUCCUGGAGAAUCACCACUUGGCCGUGGGCUUCAAGCUCCUCCAGGAGGAAAACUGCGACAUCUUCCAGCACCUCAGCAAGAAGCAGCGGCAGUCGCUCCGCAAGAUGGCCAUCGACAUGGUGCUGGCAACGGACAUGUCCAAACACAUGAACCUGCUGGCAGAUCUGAAGACGAUGGUGGAGACCAAGAAAGUGACCAGUCUGGGAGUCCUGCUGCUGGAUAACUACUCGGACCGAAUCCAGGUCCUGCAGAACAUGGUUCACUGCGCUGACCUCAGCAACCCCACCAAGCCGCUGGAGCUGUACCGCCAGUGGACGGACCGGAUCAUGGUGGAGUUCUUCCACCAGGGGGACCGGGAGCGGGAGAAGGGCAUGGAGAUCAGCCCCAUGUGUGACAAGCUCAGCGCCUCCGUGGAGAAGUCCCAGGUGGGCUUCAUCGACUACAUCGCUCACCCGCUGUGGGAGACGUGGGCCGACCUGGUGCACCCCGACGCCCAGGAGAUCCUGGACACGCUGGAGGACAACCGGGAGUGGUACCAGAGCAUGAUCCCGCGCAGCCCCUCGCCGCCCGAGGAGCAGGACCCCGAGAAGGGCGGUGGGGGGGAGAAGUUCCAGUUCCAGCUGACCCUGGAGGAGGAGGGCGAGUCGGACACUGAGCCGGAGGAGGCCGAGAGCCCGCUGGAGGAGGACAACAGUGGCAGCGACUCCAAGAUGCUGGCCACGGACGACUCGGAGUCGCCAGAGCUCGAGCGCCUGUCCCCUGGCUCCGCUGGCCGGGACUCUCCGCCCCCCACGCCCAGCGGCCCGCUCAGGAACACGCUGGUCAAGCAGAAAGAGGCCUUGCACUUUGACAACAGGAGGGCUCUGGAGAGGACGCUCUCGCAGCCCGACGGCGGCACCUCGGAGCUGGGCCGCAGGGGGAGCCUGGAGGCCAAGGAGCUGGCCCUGGACACAGAGGGGAACCUCACGUUUCUGCCACUGGGGACGUAACGGGCAGGGCCCGCUGUGCCCAUUGGUUGGGUCUGGGAGCCACCUGGAGACUGGGCACCGCAGGGUCGUUAAUAAAGAGAGCGAGAUUGGGGCAUGGAGCACAUGAGCUCUGUGGGCCCCCACCCUCCCGUAGCACCCACUGGGGACUGAGAUCAGGACCCUCUGGAGGGAGCAGGCAGCAGCUGGCCAGGCGGGCCCGGACUAGAAUCGUCAAGCUGCCAUGUGCCCUCGAGUGAUGACCGGGCACACGGCGUGGGAAUGGCUCUGUCCCUGAGCAGGCCCCCAGCCGCCCGGGGCGGGUCUGUGUGCUGCCACUGGGCUCGGACAGGGCUGCGGCCGCAGCAUUGUCGUGUGUGUCUUGCCUCACUAUCCUCGGUCUCACCCUGUGCCCUACGUCCCCGCGCCUGCCAGCCAGGGCCCGACCCGGACCUGGAUGGGCAGAAGGGCUGGGAGCUGCGGGGAGGGCAGACAGGCCACGCAGACCCACGAGCAUCCCUGCUGCUCACAGCUAAGCACUGUGUCCCCUUCAGGCUGCAGCUCUGGGCUCCUGAGUGGGGAGCGUGUUCCCUGGUACCCCUGGCCGUGCCCCCUCGGACCCUGGUCCUCUCCCCCUCCCACCCUGCCGGGAGGCACUGCCUCUCCUCCCGGGGAAGCCAGGCCUUUGAUCCACAUGCACAUCGGGGCUGUGCCAACCCGGCGGCCCAGCUAAGCCCCUAGCAGCAUCCCUGCCUUGAGCUCCUUAGCAGCCAGUCUGCAGUGUCCUGCCUGUUAGCGGCUCAUCAGCCCCCUCCGUGAAGCCCUGCCCACCCUGCGGAAGGGGAUGUGAGGCGGGGACCCCCCUCCAGGAGGUGGGGCUUUGCCCCCACGUUCCAGCUCCAAGCACUCCGCCCCGUGGCUGCAGGGGCUGGAGCGCUGGGUGCAUGCAGGCCGCAGCUGGGAUUUCCUCACAGGGUGACAGUCACAUCAUCUCCCCGGGAGCUCGGGGCCGGCCGGGCACUCAGCUGCUGUGACCUGGCGCAGCUCCUUGGUACCCAGCAGAGCUGCUGGUCUCGGGCCCUGUGAGUAACAGAGCCGGGAAGGAACCGUCCCGUGUCACCGGGCGCAGGCCCCGCUCCCACCGGCCGCCCCAAGGGCUCUGUCCAUGGAGGCAACUCCCCGUGGAAGGGCUCCCACCCCCUGCGGCUGGGCCUGGGAGCCAUAGGGGAAGGGAAGGGGAAGGGGAAGGGGAAGAAGCUGUCUGGGUCUCAGGCACCUUUAUCCGGGCUCAUGGUGCCCACGCCGGGAGCUGUGCUGCUCUAGCGACUUUCCCCGCCUCUCCCUGUCCUCCCUGCCCAGCUGUGCGGGUCCCAGUGAAGCCAGCAGGAGGCACGGCUGGUAAUGGGAGGUUUUAUGGAAGGCCCUGGGUGGCAGAGGGUCUCUGUAUUUACAGGAGCUGUCACGGAAAAGUGUCUAGUGCUGCCCGUCAGGGACGCCCCGUUCUCACGUGUUGUCCUGCGCUGGGACCUAGACCACACAAGUACUUUAUACUUUGGUGUGCUGCUGUGAAUCUCCAUUGCCUCUAAUUUAUGCAACUAAACGAACUGGCUGGCCCCCCUCAGCGGGGGGACGGUCAGUGCAGGGGCCGGGCACUGACAUACCCCCGGCUUCCCUGACGCCAAACAGCCCUUUGCCGGCAGACACUGCAGAAUAGGAACCAAAAGGGGAGAUGCGUAAAACGCCGCUUUAAACGGUUCCCCUCACAAAGCACCACUGGCUCUCCAAUGCAACAGCACCCCGACUGUGGGGGGGGCUGGGAGACCCUGGAGCACUGCGGGGGG
Molecule: messenger RNA, 4972 nt
Organism: Chrysemys picta bellii (western painted turtle)
Lineage: Eukaryota; Metazoa; Chordata; Testudines; Emydidae
Gene: PDE4C
Product: phosphodiesterase 4C
Biological process (GO): signal transduction
Cellular component (GO): nucleus; perinuclear region of cytoplasm; cytosol
Molecular function (GO): 3',5'-cyclic-AMP phosphodiesterase activity
Source: RefSeq, a predicted model, not a curated record